Messenger RNA from Cannabis sativa, 3830 nucleotides. RefSeq names its product aldehyde dehydrogenase family 3 member F1-like. Bases 2146 to 3621 code for a protein of 491 amino acids. Gene Ontology annotation, molecular function: aldehyde dehydrogenase (NAD+) activity. Gene Ontology annotation, biological process: aldehyde metabolic process. NCBI's taxonomy places the organism in Eukaryota, Viridiplantae, Streptophyta, Magnoliopsida, Rosales, Cannabaceae. The record is from RefSeq and is a predicted model, not a curated record. The transcript has 11 exons. Gene Ontology annotation, cellular component: cytoplasm.
CUGGUGACUUUUUUAAUUUUUUUUAUUCAAACCUGACUCAACCCUCCCCCUCUCGUUUCUCACGGCAAGGCCAAAAAGGGCUAAUUCCGAUCGCCGUAAGACCAGAUGGAGGUAUUUGACAUAAAAUAAACACCUCAAGUUAACCAUUGCUAGGGUCUGAUAAAGAUCAAUGAACCAAAAAAAAAAACAAUUGACCCAGUAAAAGUUUGCAUGAGAUACGAAAUAAAGAAACAAUUUUUACACAAAUGUCCCAUUUUCCUUAUACAAUCAAACAAGAUAGAGAUUACGGUUGUGGGUUUCAAACUUUACCGCUGACAAUCUUGCUAAAGAGUACGAUUAUGUCGCUAUUGUUCUUGUUUCAUACUGCUUUCUUAAUUUUCUGUAUAGGUUUUCAAGUCGGCAAAGCUCGCAAGAAGUAAGUUCAUUUUUCAAUUUUUAUUUUUCUUUUGCUUCUUCAAUUUUUAUUAAAUUAAUUAAAUGGUCAUUUUAUUUUUGUUUAAAUCUUUUAUGAGGCAUGUAUAAAGUGCCCUACCCAACUCUUUAUGCCUCAUAAUCUAAUAACAAAGAGGCUAAUCUCUUCAAAUUGUAUUAAGAGGGGACCGGAACUCUGUGAAAUGGAUGCCUGUUUUUCAUGAUAAUGAUAUUGGGAGGAAUGAAGCAUCCUUGUGGUGUGCUCUAUCCAUGACUCUCUGUAUAUAGUCACUCAUUUUUUCUACUUCCAUGGGUACGCCACCAGUAAUCCUCAGAAUCGCCUCUCUGACAAUAUGGAUUCUUGACUAUGUUUGGACUUAUGGUUUGCACAAUCUCAUUUGGGAAUACUCGUGUGCUUUCCUAAACUCAUCUUAUUAAUCAUCAUCUCUUUUUGUGUUUUUUUUUCCUUUGUUUUAUAUCUCAAUGUCAGCAACAAGAAACCCCAAGAUCGUGGCCCCUGACCCAUCUCCGGUGAUCGUGCCAAUGAAACACUUCAUUAGAGUCAAAGCUUCUUGGCUUCGCUCCGGCCACGUCGACUCCCAACGGGCCAAACGAGUUUCAGAAAAUGUUCCUCUCGUAGUGAUCUUCCAGAUUCCGUCGCCAGAUUCUCAAUGCACUGCCAUUGCCCAGCGCCGGCAGCCGUCCACCGUGGAGUCUAGUGAGCUUGGGCAGCUGCUGUGGUGUAAUAAAAAUGAGCAUAAUCCGGUGUUUCUCACCUAAAAUUAAAAAUAUGCAUAUGCUGACGUGGUAAAGUCGUUUUUCUAAAAGAGGCCCUACUAGACUACUAGUGGAGUUUUUCUCUUGAGACCUACAUUCUAUAUAUAUAUAUUUGAUAGACUUAUCUUUACUUCAUAUAUAUAAAUGUGUCUCCUUGCAAUUAUUUUUUGUUCCAUUAAUGUUGCUGAAGUUUGAUAAAAAUAUGGAUGUGAGCAUUUACUCUCAUCUCUACACAUAGAAGUUCUUAUUAAAAUCUAGAAUGACUUGUCCCCCAUUUUUUUUUUAAUAAAAGUUAAAGUUUUCUUUAUUUUUUUUUUCUUUUCUUAAUUGUUUUUUUAGGAAGAAAAUUUAAGUAUUUAUUAUGAAGGAGAUAUUUAUACUUGUAUUAGUUACAUGUUAAAGGAAUUGAGGAUAGCUCAAGUAGUCAUAAAUCGUGUGUUGGAGGUCUGAGUUCGAGUCCCAAAUUAUACAUUCUAUAAUAUAAUUAACGCUUAAAUUAAAAAAAAAAAAAAGUUACAUGCUGAAGACUAGAAGGUCUUAAUAUUAUUAAGAGUGGUUAAAUUAGGGCACCCACUAAGUUUAUGACAAUACAUGAUGAAAUUUGGAACAUUAUAUUGCUUUACUGCAUUUAUUGCAAUGCUUUCUAGUGGUACCUACUACCUACCCUGGUUCAUAUUCAGUCCAUUAUUUUGGAAAAGAAUCACUAUCUAAUUUCAUCAUAGUAUAAAAAUCGUUAGCAAAAAGAAAAAAUAAUAUAAAUACAUUAUAAAUAUAUAUUUAUAAAUGAAAAUUCAUGUUUUAGGAUCAUAUGUUACUUCUUCAAGCUCUCAUUUGUAUCAAACAUUAAAUUUCUGGACCAUGCCACAAUAGACAUCAUCUACAACAAUAAUGAUAUCAGUGAUAUGCACAUGUUUAUACUAUAUUCACAUCGCUUAAUUAGAGAGGUGCAUUUCAGCUAUGGAGUGUCAAAAAAAUCUGCAGGGUGAUCUUGAGUCUAUGAGGGUUUUCUACAGAAGUGGAGCAACUAAGGAAAUAUCUUGGAGAAAGUCACAGCUGAAAGGAUUGCUUACUUUUCUUGAGGAAAAUGAGGCUGAUAUUAUGAAUGCUCUUAAACAAGACUUGGGAAAGCAUUAUAAUGAGGCUUUCAGAGAUGAGGUUGGAACAUUGAUAAAGUCUCUAAACUUGGCUUUGAAGUCUUUGAAAACAUGGAUGUCACCAAAAAAGGCUAGACUACCUGCAAUUGCAUUACUGACCACCGCAGAAUUGGUUCCUGAGCCUCUUGGUCUGGUUCUCAUAUUCUCUUCAUGGAAUUUUCCAUUUGGACUGUCCUUGGAACCUCUCAUAGGAGCACUAGCUGCUGGAAACACAGCUGUUCUGAAACCUUCAGAAUUGUCCCCUACUUGCUCUUUUAUUCUAGCAAAUACCAUGCCCAGCUACCUCGACGGUAAAGCUGUCAAAGUUAUCCAAGGCGGCUCAGAUGUUGGAGAACAGCUCUUGCAACAUCGAUGGGACAAAAUAUUCUUUACUGGUAGUCCUCGAGUGGCACAGAUAGUCAUGUCUGCAGCUGCUAAGUUUUUAACACCAGUUGUGCUGGAGCUGGGUGGAAAAUGCCCUGCUGUUUUUGAUUCCUUGUCAUAUUCUUGGGACAGAGAGGCGGCUGUAAGACGAAUCCUUGUGGGGAAAUUUGGGACUUGUGCUGGACAAGCUUGCAUAACAAUUGAUCAUGUUCUUGUGGAAAAGAAUUUCCUGCCCGUAUUGGUGGACUUACUGAAGACCAACACUAGGAAAAUGUUUGGAGAAAACCCCCAACUGUCAAACUCCAUGGCCAGGAUAGUAAACAAGCAUAAUUUCUUGAGACUGAAAAAUCUUUUGGAUGAUCCUGCUGUUAAGUCUUCAAUUGUUUAUGGUGGCAAAAUUGAUGAGGAAAACUUGUUCAUCGAGCCAACGAUCUUGGUAGACCCUCCGUUUGAGUCUGAAAUCAUGACAGAAGAGAUCUUUGGACCAUUGCUUCCAAUCAUCACGUUGGAGAAGAUUGAAGAUAGCAUAGAAUUCAUAAAGCUAAGGCCUAAACCACUUGCUAUAUAUGCCUUCACCAAGAGCAAAACACUAGAGAGAAGAAUCAUAUCAGAGACAUCUUCAGGGAGUGUGACAAUGAAUGAUGCCAUAAUUCAAUACGCUGCAGAUGCAGUCCCUUUUGGAGGGGUUGGAGAAAGUGGGAUUGGAAGGUACCAUGGAAAGUUCUCCUUUGAUACAUUCAGCCAUGAAAAAACAGUGGUAAGAAGAAGCUUCUUCACUGAUUUUUGGUUCAGAUAUCCUCCAUGGAAUGACCACCAGCUUCAACUCUUUCGUGUUGCUUACAACUAUGAUUACUUGGGUAUUGCCCUUGUCAUGCUUGGCUUGAAGAGAGCCAAAAAGAAUUCAUACUCUAUCUAAAUAUAUAAAAAUAAAUUUGGAUACAUUAUGUACAAGUAUAUUGUUUUCAUAUCUAAGUUGUAUUCUUUGUGCUUUUCUUCUAAUUAUAUAUUGAGUCAGAUAAAUGGCAAUAUUAUAAGUAAGGAGUGGAUGAGAUGAGUGUAUUAGUUUGUACUAGUGGGAGCUGCCAUAUUUUGAUGCUUUACUAAAAGGUCAAAUUAAAUUGUUCA